UAUUAUUGUUGCCCUGUCAUGUCUUUGCAGUUUCCCCAAGCCAGGGUGGGACAGUCGCACAGCUGGUACAGCUGCUGCCUCAUAGCUCCAGUGACCUGGGUUCAAUCCUGACCUCAGGGGCUGUCUGUGUGGAGUUUGGACAUUCCCCCUGUGACUACUUGGGUUUCCCCAGGAUGCUCCAGUUUCAUCCCAUUAUCUCAAAGACAAGGAGAUUGGCAAUAUGAGCAGCUUGAUCUUCCCAGCUCGUACCCUGAAGAGUUUAAGCACUUAUGUCAUCUUCUGGAGGAAGUGUGCAUCACGUGAGUUAUGUGGGGCACAGGGUGUGCAAGCAAUCUGUACCAAUUUCACUCUGAACUUAAACACUGUCGAACAGAGAUUCAAAAGACACCAUGUGCUACCUGGACUCUGGGCGAAGCCUCUUAUUGUAUUCAUGAGGCUCAAAAGCUCAAAAAAGAGGAACAAGAAAAUGCUACAACAGAACCUGGAGGAAGAUGAGGAGAGCGAUGAUCCUGAGAAAAGUGACUAUGAGGAUGAAUCUGAGGAAGAGGAAGAUGAUUGCAACCAACCUAAAAUUUACAAGGACCUUGAGAAAGUAGUGGUAUCUUUUAGGUUUGACCUCAUCAUGAAAGCUGGUUUGGAUAUAGCAAGGAACAAAGUGGAAGAUGCCUUCUAUGGUAACAAACUGAGGCUGAAUGGAGAAAGGUUACUGAAGAAAAGUAAAGUGGUGAAGGAGGGUGAUGUUCUGGAUCACCUCAUUGGGGAGGACAAAGAAGCUGAAACAGUCACUGUGAUGAGGGUGGUGCUUCGAAAGGUUGCUGAGGAAAUGACGGAUACUGACAAAUACAGGGUAACCUUGAGACGCUGGAAAAAUCUGAAGCUGCCCAGAGCGGAAGUGUUCAAGUAAGGCCGCUCUGUCAUCAACUACUUACCUGUGAUGUGUGAGGCACCAGGAUCCAAAAUAGUAAUCGGCGUGAAGACUUCUAUUUUCUAUAAUUUCUCCACAGCAACAUGAGGUGUUCACAACAAUUUGUGUUUCUGUAAAAGCGCCCGGGACUGUCAUGAACAAAUGGUGGAAAAUGCAACAUAGUUUUUGCAUUUUGAUCACAACACUCUUCACAUGAAGAGCAUCUCCAAGAACUUCCUGUGGGGAUGCACUAGUCUGAAGUUGCAAGAGGAAGAUUUGGGAGUCGCGCCUUGAGCUGAAUGGGGGAAUAAGAGAGGUUGACACAGGCUUUGUGGAGAGAGCAAAGGAGGUUUUGGAACAGAAAUAAAGUCUGCAUGGGAAGUGGGGUCAAAAGAUCAGCCUCAGGAGGAAAUGGAGAAGCAGCAGGGAUAACCAAGAUAAGAAAUUUGAGUCUGGGGAAACAUCCUCCCUUCGUUCCAAAAUCCAAGACUUCUUUAGGUUUCAGUGAAAACUCCUCUCAUUCAACUGAACUUGAGAUAAUACAGACCUGACCUACUUGCUCUCUCCUCAUACUACAAACCUGGAACCAGUCUAGUGAUUCUUUAAUGUAUUCCUUCUGUGGUAAUUACAUCCUUUUUUAUGUAAGGAAUCCAAAACUGUACACAGUAUUUCCAGAUGAGUCUCAUCAGGGUUGCACUACAGUAUCCUUAAUCAAAUCCUCUGAUAAUAAAGGUUAACAUACCUAAUUUCUAAUUGUUUAUUACAUCUGCCCAUUGGUUUUCAAUGACCUGUACAAGGGUACCUACUUCCUUUGACCGUUAACAUUAUAUAGAACAUUACAGCACAGUACAGGCCCUUCAGCCCAUGAUGUUGUGCCGACAUAUUAUCCUGCUCUAAUAUCAAUCUAACCGUUCUUCCCUCCCCCAUAGCCCUCUAUUUUUCUAUCAUUCAUAUGGCUAGCUAAGAGUCACUUAAAUGUCCCUAAUGUAUCUGCCUCCACAACCUCUGCGGGCAGUGCGUUCCAUGCACCCACCAUUCUUUGUGUAAAAAAACUUACCCCUGACAUCCCCCUUAUACUUUCCUCCAAUCACCUUAAAAUUAUGACCCCUCGUGUUAGCCAUUUUCAUCCUGGGAAAAAGUCUCUGACUGUCCAUUCAAUCUAUGCCUCUUUUCAGUCUUUCACCACUUAUAAUUUUCUUUCUUCUAUUUUGUGCACCAAAGUGGAUAGCUUCCCAUCUUUCCACGUUAUGUAUGCCGUGUUCUCACCCAUGCAUUGAGUUUGUUUGUAUCCCCUUGAAGCCUCUUUACAUCCUCAAACCUUACUAAUAAUCCCAACUAAUUUAGUAUUAUCAACAAACUUGGGGAUGUGAUAUUGGGUGGUCUCAGCCAAAUUAUUGAUAUAGAUUGUGAAUGGCUGGGGCCCAAACACUAAUCCCUGCAUCAACCCAGUAGACACAGCCUGCCAGCCUGGGAAAGACCAUCUUAUUGCUAUUCUGUGCGUUCCAUCUGAUAACCAAUUCUCAAUCCACAUCUGUAUAUGCCCACAAUCCCAUGUACUCUAACUUUGUUGACAAACUCUUUGUGAGACCUGUAUAAGCCUUCCAGAAAUCCAAAUAUACCACAUCCAUCAGUUCCCCCCUUAUACCACUAGUCACAUCCUCGAUGAAUUCCAGGAGAUUAGUCAAAUGUGAUUUUCCUUUCAUAAAUCCAGGCUGACUCUGCUCAAUCCGAGGUGUUCUGUUGUUCCAUCCUUAGACGGAAAUGACGAAUGAGCUGGGUGCCGGAGUAGACACAGUGGUGGAGAAAUAAGAGGUACCUAUAAGUGGUCCAUGGCAACAAAGUAAUUGUAUCAUGUAAUUUUAAAGUGCCACUCUUCAGUAGCAGAAUAAUAAAUUGUAUAAGGCACUAGAAAAUAACACGUUUUGUGACUGAGAGCAUGAUUUCAGGGGAUGUGAAGCCAAUAAAUGAAGCUCUGAUCCAGAUCAGAUAUAAUCUAACUGAAAGCAUUUAUGAGGCUGCAUAAUUUAUUAUUAA
Molecule: messenger RNA, 2938 nt
Organism: Pristis pectinata (smalltooth sawfish)
Lineage: Eukaryota; Metazoa; Chordata; Chondrichthyes; Rhinopristiformes; Pristidae
Gene: mtres1
Product: mitochondrial transcription rescue factor 1
Exons: 4
Coding region: 221-904 (227 amino acids)
Source: RefSeq, a predicted model, not a curated record